Saimiri boliviensis boliviensis (Bolivian squirrel monkey) is the source of this 3584-nucleotide messenger RNA. It is a transcript of the gene EIF4E3, whose product is annotated as eukaryotic translation initiation factor 4E family member 3. The record is from RefSeq and is a predicted model, not a curated record. NCBI's taxonomy places the organism in Eukaryota, Metazoa, Chordata, Mammalia, Primates, Cebidae. Gene Ontology annotation, biological process: translational initiation. Gene Ontology annotation, cellular component: eukaryotic translation initiation factor 4F complex. Gene Ontology annotation, molecular function: RNA 7-methylguanosine cap binding; translation initiation factor activity.
GGUGACUGGAUGCUGGAGGGGAGGGGAGUAGCUGCUGCAGCUAAUUGCUUAAUUAUUUAUGAGUGCCUCAAGUCCUCUUGUUGUUUUCAUUGCUAGGGGCUGUGGGGUCACCUUCUCUUCCUCUCUUCUGCCACCCCAAGUCGUCUGUGUUGCGUGUUAUGCAAUGGGAGAGCACGUUGGUCCGGACCUCAAGCUACCCACGUUCUAGUCCCGCCUCUGUCAUUUCCUAGAGCUGUGGCCUCGGAUCCCUCCCCGGUGCCACGGCAGCUGAAUGCGCAUCCAAUCUGAAGAAAAUCUACACAGUGCAGACAGUACAGAUAUUCUGGAGUGUAUACAAUAAUAUCCCUCCUGUGACUAGCCUGCCUUUGAGAUGUAGUUACCAUUUAAUGAGAGGAGAGAGGCGACCACUCUGGGAAGAGGAGAGUAAUGCAAAAGGCGGCGUAUGGAAGAUGAAAGUCCCCAAGGACAGCACGUCCACAGUUUGGAAAGAGUUGCUGUUGGCAACCAUCGGGGAACAGUUCACAGACUGUGCCGCAGCAGAUGACGAAGUAAUAGGAGUUAGUGUCAGUGUUCGAGACCGAGAAGACGUCGUCCAAGUCUGGAAUGUAAAUGCCUCUUUAGUGGGUGAAGCGACUGUUUUAGAAAAGAUCUAUGAACUUCUGCCCCACAUAACUUUUAAAGCAGUAUUUUAUAAACCCCAUGAAGAGCAUCAUGCUUUUGAAGGUGGACGUGGAAAACACUAAUUGCACUCUGUAAAGAAUUCUUUGUCCUUUGCUGAUUGGUUUUGGAAACGGUCUUAACAGGAGGGAGAGUGAAGAGAAGACUUGCCGAAGCCGAUGCUGGUCAAUUUAGAGUGGGUUUCUGUCCUUGCAGAUGGGCAAUUAGGACUCAAAGUGGCAGGUGGGGUGGGGGGAGAUUGUGUGGGUUUCUAUCAUCACAUUACUUGCUUUACAAAAAAAAAAAAAAUUUUUUUUUUUGGCUUUCUAAAUUCUCUGUUCUUUUCACCCUGCAUUUUUUUUUUUUUUGCCCUUUAAAAUUCCUUAUUCAGCCUAAUUAUUGUUUUCUACACUCCCCUUUCAUUGAGGCACAAGAAAUCGGUUUCCCUUUAAGUAGCUCUGCUGUACCUAGUUAAUGAGAAUAUGCAUAAUCGUGACAAGAGUGCUUCUGAAUACCACACUGUACAAGGAGGAAUACUAGCUUGGAGAAGCCUGUCUUCUGAUUAUUUGUUGUGACAUAUUCCUAUGUACUGUGAGCUGGGCAUUGUUUUUUUCUGUCCCAGGGAAAAGAAAAACCAUACUUAAUCUGAUUUUGCACUGACAGCACACACGUCUUUAAUUUUCCUUUUAAAAACUUUUUUUUUAGUGAUAAAAGGAAAGUAAUAGUUGGAUUGCCUAACAUGAAAACUAUAAUCACAAUUCAGUAUCAGGAUAUAAAUCAAGCUCUGAGUUUUUGGACCCUCUGUGGAAACAUUUCUAACCCAAAUUUCAAUUUGUGCUUUUCAAUAAAAGGCUUAGAUUGGUAGCAAGGGAUUUCUCCCAAUAGAAAACCUGAUGUUUCUGAUUUAAAGAGAAGAUGAUAUUUUAAUUUUGUUUGAAUUAAGCUCCUUCCAAAAUUCAGGUGUGUUUGCCCACUUAGGGCUUUCCCAGUCAACGCUAACACAUUUUGUUAAAUGAUCCCUUUCCCUGCUCACAUUAUAUGUUGUUUCUCAUCAUCGAUAGUCUUCCAGCCUGGGCAGCUGUCCCCGUCCUUUUUCUUAUAGGUGCAGGAAGUUAAAUCUCAUUGCCAGGAUGAAUGUGAACAUUUGCAAAGUUGAACUUGGAGCACAUUCUGCUCAUAUUAGUAAUUGGGAUUGUUGAUAUCUAUUGUAUUAUGCUACCAAAGAAAUAUUGGUUUUAUUAGAAGGAAAUGGUCAUCCUCUGGAUCAUGGAGACUUGCUCGGGAUACGCCGAUUCCCCUCUCCUGACUUAGACUUUGCCAAGCCUCUGGCUGCUUUUGCCUGAUAAAGGGCAGGGCCAUUCCAAGACACUUCCCUGGCUGGCUUGAUUUUGGAGUCAUGGGAGCUAGUGCAUGCUCACAUUUUUCAAAAGGGCGGUGCACUGAUGAGAUCUUCACCGUACCCAGGAGUUUUACUUCCUCUUGUAGUGUUGACCAACAGAGAGAGUCGAGGCUACUUUAAGCCUCUACUAUGUGUUUGUGGAUAAAAUUCUCCAUUCAGACAUUUUAAAGGACUCUCCACAUUAUCUGUUUAUAAAAGUCGUGCCCUUCACUUGUUAGUAACCACCUCAGCCAUAAUACUUAUCAUCAUAGUUUUUUUAAAUGCUUUUUUUCUAAACUUGAGUUUCCUUAGUGAUUUCAAAAUGAAGUAUAAGAAUAUCAGAUCCAAUUAGCAAAAGCCUGGGACUUGUUUCUCCAAACGUUGUGCUAUCAGUUAACUUGUUUUAAAAUUAUGAGUCAAGGAUUUUAAAAAAAUUAUUCUGGACAUGAAUUAAAAUUCUUUUUUAUAAUAUAAGUAUUUUUCUGAUAGAUUAGAAAAAAAGGAUAUAAUUGUCUUCACUAUAUUGUCAUAUAUAUUUCCAUAAGUAAAUGGAUUUCGAAGUAUUUUUAUUUUUUUGAACUUUAUUUAAGGCAUUUGUGAUGAUGUGUUCAACUUUUGCAUGUAUGUAGUCUUUGAAGUAAAAAUAAAAUGAAAUAGGAAUGUUAGGCUCACGUUAAUAUUUCCAGUUUCUGUUGUUUAUGAUCUUGGAACAUGACUAGCACACAAAGCAGAUUUUUGCCCCAGUGAACUUCUGCAACUGUUUCUGACCCUUUCAAAAAUACCAACUGUGAGAAGGAUUUAAUUUGCCUAAUGUUAAAAACCUAUCAUCUAAAUUACUUUCAGAGAGGAUUUUGUCAGAUUUUGGUUUGGAAAUUGUUUUAAUUGAAUAUUUAGUCAUAAUAGACUUUGUAUGAACUAAGCUGAUUUAAUCAGUUUAAAAACCUCUCAUUACCUUCUUAGAUUAAAGAAGCUAAUACUCUUUUGAGAUAGAAGGAAAUAUUUUGCGGGGCAUGUGACUUUUGUGUUAAGGCAGUUUACCCAUCUUGGCCGAUGUGGGGAAAGUACAAACUUCCAGCAGAAUCCUGGUCUUUUCAGCCAAGUGCUUGCAGGUGCAGCCUUGGACACUGCAAAGAACCAUAUAGAAACCAAAGAGCUCGCUUUUUUGUCUUUGUAAUUCCUUAGGGUCUGUGAUACAUGCCAGGAAAUCUGAUUGAAACUAAUAUGCUUUUUCUUCUCCCAUUAUUCCCUAGAUUGUUGUCUCACAGGCAGUUGCCUACAUUGGGAAAGUAAGGACAAAAAAAUACUCAUUUAAAGUAACUUGUCUUUAUUUUGACUGUCUUUCAUAAGCACUUUCUGCAUUGCUGACUUAGUUUUAAGAUUUCCUCUUUCCACCCAACUUUUCCACAUUUCUUAAAUAAGGGUAUAAUUCACUGCAAACAUGUACACUUAGUAUAAUAUUGCUAUUAGAUUCGUGGUACACUUUAUGAAGCAAAAACAUGAAAAGGAAAACAGUACUCUAAUAAACUUUAAAUAAGAUUAAGUUGACUCU